Messenger RNA from Sceloporus undulatus (fence lizard), 1783 nucleotides. RefSeq names its product nuclear body protein SP140-like. NCBI's taxonomy places the organism in Eukaryota, Metazoa, Chordata, Lepidosauria, Squamata, Phrynosomatidae. The coding region runs from base 153 to 1358 and encodes 401 amino acids. Gene Ontology annotation, biological process: regulation of transcription by RNA polymerase II; regulation of apoptotic process. The record is from RefSeq and is a predicted model, not a curated record. The transcript has 12 exons. Gene Ontology annotation, cellular component: nucleus. Gene Ontology annotation, molecular function: DNA binding; DNA-binding transcription factor activity, RNA polymerase II-specific.
UUCCAGCUGACAGGAAGAAGAAAAGAUUACUUUCCCUUUCGAUUCUUCACUGCAGAAAUCAAAGCAUAGAAGAGACUCUUCCUCCAAAAGAUCGAGUCCUUUUGAUCAGUCUGAAUCCAUCUUGGACUUUUCGUUGUAGCAAAAGUAAAAGCAUGGACUCUAAAAAUGAAAAUUUGAGAGAUGAGGAUUUAGAAGAAUUCUUCAGAACCAAAGAAGUGGCAAUUUCUUCUGCAAUCACCAAUCCACUUCCUUUUCUCCAAAGUCUACGAAAUGAGAAUAUAAUCAGUGAAGAAGAAUUUGAGCAAUACCAAAACGAAUCUAUUUCAAAUCUAGACAAUAUUGGAAAACUAGUAUGUGACUUGCUUAAAAAGACAAACAAUAUCUCACCACUAAAAGGGAUCUUCUGCAACAAAAAUUUGGAGAUGUAUCCAGAUUUAAACACAAUAUUCCAUGAUGUGAACAAUGCACCUGCUGGUGGGACAAAGAGUAGGAGAAGGCCCCAAAGACAAACAAGAAGCAGAGGGAAAAUUCCACGCAUUCCAAAAGGAAAAAAGACACUGAAAGUCAGCUGUGGAGAUGCUACAGGUGUUUUAUACACAGAAAAAAUGAAAAAAGGUGUUUCAGAGAAAUGUAUCAAAGAUUCUGAUGGAAAAUGGUUCACACCAUCAGAAUUUGAGGUAAAAGGAGGACGUGGGACAUGGAAAUGCUGGAAGAGAAGUAUUCGUUUUAAUAGAGUUCCAUUAGGAGACUUGAUAGAGAAAGGAAAACUUCCUAAACCAUGCAACCACAGAAAAAAAAAGAGAAAGACUGCUUCAGGGCCAGUUCACCAAUCACCACAGUUCCAGUCAUCAGGUGCUAGGUGGAGGAGGAGAAGGAGGGUGGUGGACACUUCAUCUUCCUCCUCUGAAGUCUCAUCUGCUGCCUCCCCAGUUGCAUCUCCAGAGGAAGCUGCAGCGGAGUCAGAGUCAGAGGAGCAAUCCAGGACCUCUGCUGCUUCUGCAGGCAUGCCACCUCAUGCAAUAGCUGCAGCGGAGACAGUGGAAGAGGAGGAGCAGCAGCAACCCGGGAUCUCUACUGCUUCUGCAAGUGUGCCACCUCAUGCAAUAACAUCAUGUCAAAGCAUCCUGCACAAAAUAGGGGAGGGAAUCUUGAAGAUUUCAUCGAAUUGCAAUAACAUGGAGGUGAGGCUCCAAGCCACAAAAAAUCUCCUGGAUGGCCUGCAGGAGCACCUAGAACAAGCCUCAAAUAUGUCUGAUGUACAGAAACAAAUGAAUGACAUCAUUCACUACCAGACAAAGCUGCAUACAUCAGUGGGGAGGCUCCUGGAAGCCCAGAGCCUGGAAGAGCCUCAGCUAUAAAGAAAUGUGCUGUUCUCCCACCCUGCCUUAAUUCUAUUCGUUUACCUCCAUUAUCUCUUGUGUACCCCUCCCCUGAAAUGAUAUUCUGGUACAAGUCUGUUGCUCAUUAUGUACUCUUUAAAAGUUGGUACUUCAGCCAUUUGCAGACAUAAUGGGGGGAGGGGUUCCUAGUGGUUGUAUAAGGAGGAUAAUGAAAUUGGGUGGUCUGAGAAGGUAUAAGAUAUAUAUCUGCAAAUAGACCAUUCACCCUUGAUCCAAUGCAGCGCAGAAUUCAUGCAAGGGAGAGACAGUGCUAUACUUUGAUGUGGGGGCCAUACAUGUGGAACAUCCAUUGUGCCUCUACUAGUAUUGGGAAAAGAUAUAAAAACCCAGUUUUCAAGAUUGUGACAUCUUUACCAUCUUCAUAAUUUUUUUUAUGCACAUUG